Molecule: messenger RNA, 735 nt
Organism: Cavenderia fasciculata
Lineage: Eukaryota; Evosea; Eumycetozoa; Acytosteliales; Cavenderiaceae
Gene: pno1
Product: RNA-binding protein PNO1
Exons: 5
Coding region: 1-735 (244 amino acids)
Cellular component (GO): nucleolus
Molecular function (GO): RNA binding
Source: RefSeq, a predicted model, not a curated record
AUGUCAAAUACAGAAGAAGAUACUACUACUACUACUGUUUCAGUAGAUUCAAUAGACAAAGCAGUCAAGAACAAUAAACGUGGAAGAGAUGAUGUAGACAUGGCAGUUGACAAUGGAGAUGAAAUCAUAGAUGAUGAUGGACCAAAUAAGAAACCAACCUUUGCUCAAAUCACUGUUGAACAACAGGGAGACAUACAUAUUAGAAAAAUAUUGAUUCCACCAAAUAGAAUGACACCAUUAAAAGAACAUUGGAGAGAAAUAUACGAACCUAUCGUUACACAUUUAAAGUUACAAAUUAGAAUGAAUCUUAAAACUAAAAGAGUUGAAAUUAGAACAUCAAGUGCAACCAAUAAUGUAGCUGCUUUACAAAAGGCAGUUGAUUAUGUACAUGCUUUUGCUUUAGGUUUUGAAACUCAAGAUUCCAUUGCUUUAUUGAGAUUAGAUGAUUUAUAUGUAGAUUCAUUCGAUGUUUUGGAUGUUAAAAUUUUAAAGGGAGAUAACUUGGCUCGUGCAAUUGGUCGUAUCGCUGGUAAAGAUGGAAAGACUAAAUUUACAAUUGAAAAUACUACAAAGACUAGAAUUGUUUUGGCUGACAAACGUAUUCAUAUUUUAGGUUCAUAUGCUAAUAUUAGAGUUGCCAAGGAUGCUAUUUGUGAUUUGAUUAUUGGUUCACCACCAGGCAAGGUUUAUGCUAGAUUGAGAACAGUUGCCAGUCGUGUUGCUGAAAGAUUUUAA